AUGGCCGCACCCGCGAGGGAGGAGGAGGAAGCUCGCCGCGCCGCCUCCGCGCUGCCUCGUCGCCCGGCCCCACCUCGCCUCCUCCGCGCGUGCGUGCAUAGCCCGCGCGCAGGCGCGCAGCCGCGGCCGCGGGCGCGCUCCAGGCGCUGGGCUGCGCCGCCAGCAUCCCGCUGCCGCCUGCUCGGCCCCCGCACGGCCACCUGCUCCCCCCGCGCUCGGCGGCCUGCUCCGCCUGGUGGGGAGCAUGGGCCAUGGCCGCCGGAUCCGCCGCGCUCGAGCUCCGCGCCAUGGCCGUUGGGGGCACCACGUUUGAGCUGCGGGAGCAUCCGGGCCGCGUCGUCGCGGUCCCACGGUGCGGCCGCCAGGGAGGGAGGCCGGAGGAGGCCCGUGUCGGCUUGGGAAGAGGGAGGAGGGAGGAACGAGGAGGGGGAGGGGGCGCCAGCCAAGGCGAAAGGUGGCGCCGCCGAGCUCGCCGCGCCGUGGCCACUCGCUGCGCCGUGGCCGCCCGUCAAGCUCCGCCCGCGCGCGCCAUGCCCGCCCGCGGCGAGUGCGAGUGCGAGCGCCGCGCAGGCCGGCCGUCGCGCGUCCGCUGCAGGCUUGCCGGCCGCCUCUGCUGCCGCGCCGCGCAGGCGUGCCGCCGAGCUCGACGAGGGCCGCUGUGAGGAGCCGUCCGCCGCGAGGAGGGGCGCGCUGGCGAGCUCGAGCCCGUUCACCGCCGUCCGGCCUUGA
This is a messenger RNA of Panicum virgatum (switchgrass), 729 nucleotides long. Its product is annotated as DBF4-type zinc finger-containing protein 2 homolog. Lineage: Eukaryota; Viridiplantae; Streptophyta; Magnoliopsida; Poales; Poaceae. Bases 1 to 729 code for a protein of 242 amino acids. The transcript has a single exon. The record is from RefSeq and is a predicted model, not a curated record.